GGGAGGGAAACAGGAAUAAAUUAGGCCAGUUGGUUAUUUGAAUUUGCUUCCGUCACUGAUGAUGACCACAUUUAUUAUAUCAUCAUUUACCAUUUCUAAAAGAAACAGCAUACUAAUGGGAGGUGCUCGAUUUAAUACUUUUACUUCUCUUGAAGUAUUUUAUUCUAAGAACCUGAGGAUGUGAAAACAGAAAAGAUUAGAAGAUAUGAUCGUAUCAGCCGGAGAUCAUGCGGAAGACAUCUUAAAAGGGAUUAGAUAUGGGUCAUUUAAUAUACCUAGAAUGCCCCUGCCUGUGUUUAUAAGUAUAAAAAGCGAAAGUGUAAUCUUUAAAUCUUCACAUAGGGGUGUUGUUAACUCACAUAUUACUUUGUUGCUCUGUCUAAUGCGGAUAUACGAAAGGAAGGCAAAAUGAAGUGGCUUACAGUUAUAUUCGUUUUACUUCUCAGUUUUUUCACUUACGGAGGAAUCAUUCACAGUCACGGUGGAGGAGGGAAAGUUCUUAUUGCACACGAAAUUGGAGAAUUAGGUAGUCACAGCAUUGGUGGUGGACAUGGUGGAUUAAUUUCUGCUCAAGGUGGGGGCCACGGAGGUUUUGGUGGAGGAGCAGAUAUUUUCACAAUACCAGUUAUUAAACACGUCCCAGUAGUCAAUCAUGUUCCUGUUGUCAAAAACGUCAAAGUUGUCAAACAUGUUCCAGUUGUUAAACAUGUCCCAGUGGUUCAGCAUCUCACCGUUAUUACAGGUGGCGGCAGCGGAGGAGGAGGAUACGGUGGCGGCCACGGAGGAUGGUGAUAAACGGGAAAAUAUUAAAUUAAAUGCAGUUUUUAAAAUCAGUGGCUGAUUUUUAAAGUUCGUGUAAAGAGCAUUUAAUUUUUGUAAAUAUAUCUUUAAAGCAUCCAAAUUUGUUUUUAUUUAGACUAUAACUCUAAAACCAAAAUGCUUCUUUUGUGGUUAAUAUGCAUCAUCUUUUCAUAUAAAUGAAAGUAUAUCUUUUAGAUGCGAAAAUCUUUAAGCAGCAUGGGUGCUAAUUCACAGUAGUUCUUCUGUGCUAUAUUUAAUUGUAAACAACAGCAAUUUUUUUUACCAGUUUUAUAAUAGCCACCUUUACUUUUCCUUAAAAUGUAGUCAGGGCGCCAAUGAUAAAUUUUAAAGCUACAAGAACAAAAUUGAAGAAUUGUUUGUGUUUCUCUAACAUAUUUUGUAUGUCGAAUUUUAAACUUAUUCGUUAGAUCUGGAUUUAUGUGAAAGUAAUAAAAAAUGAAACUGGUGUGAUA
Molecule: messenger RNA, 1274 nt
Organism: Stegodyphus dumicola
Lineage: Eukaryota; Metazoa; Arthropoda; Arachnida; Araneae; Eresidae
Source: RefSeq, a predicted model, not a curated record